AUGUCCAAGCCAAGCCAGUACCUCCUUCUCUCCCUCCCGACCUCCAUCGUCCCCUCGCAUCACCGCGACGACGCCCUCGAGGCCGUAUCGACCACCGUCUCCCCCGACAAUGGCUCUGCAGCCUCGUUUUCGAUCCCGGAGUUCAAGAUCGGCACGCUAGAUGCGCUAGUGCAGCAGGCAGAUGAGCUGGCCAAGCUCGAGAGCUCCUGCCAGGGCGUCGUGGCGAAGGUUGGGGAUGCGUUGAGGAACAUCCUAGACGGGGACGAGGCCCAGAUCGAGCGCAUGAAAGUGGUGAAUGACAAGCCUGUGGACCAGUACCUCCGGACAUUCAUGUGGAACAAGGUCAAGUAUCGCGCAGAUAAGCCGCUGGCGGAGUUGAUCGACUUGCUACACAAGGAAGCCGCCAGUAUCGACAAUGAUAUCCGGUCUAAGUACUCGCAAUAUAACCAAGUAAAGAACACGCUGGCGACGCUGCAGCGGAAACAAGCAGGGAACCUUUCUACCAAAUCCCUUGCUUCCGUUGUCGACCCCCGAUCCAUCGUUCAAGACUCUGAGUACCUCGAAACCCACCUAGUCGCCGUGCCAUCCCAACAAGUAAAGGAGUUCCUGAAGACCUACGAGACUGUCGCGCCGAUGGUUGUGCCUCGAUCCGCACAGCUGGUUGCCCAAGAUAGCGAGUUCUCGCUGUAUGCCGUGACCGGCUUCAAGAAGCACAGCGCCGAGUUUGUGCACAAGUGCCGUGAGCAGAAGUGGAUCCCGCGCGACUUCAAGUAUGUCGAGGGAGGCAAAGAGGAGGAGCGCAAGGAGGUCGAGCGGGUUGGUGGCGAUGAGCGCAAGCUGUGGGGAGAGACGCUGCGGCUUGGCCGCACUGCCUGGAGCGAAGCGGUUAUGGUUUGGAUUCAUGUCCUGGUCUUGCGGGUGUUUGUUGAGACUGUGCUGCGGUAUGGUCUGCCGUUGGACUUCGUCUGCGCUCUGAUCCGGACCCCGUCAUCGAAGCAAGCAGACCGUGCUAAGCAAAACCUCGAGGAGAAGUACUCAUACCUGGCUGGCAAUGCCUUUGGGCGAGACAAGAAGGGCCGCGUCAAGAAGGACGACCCUAACGAAAUGCAUGGGGCUGAGGGCAGCAUGGAGUACACGCCAUAUGUGUUCUACGAGUUUGAGUUCAACUAA
Molecule: messenger RNA, 1170 nt
Organism: Penicillium macrosclerotiorum
Lineage: Eukaryota; Fungi; Ascomycota; Eurotiomycetes; Eurotiales; Aspergillaceae
Product: H(+)-transporting V1 sector ATPase subunit C
Exons: 5
Coding region: 1-1170 (389 amino acids)
Biological process (GO): proton transmembrane transport
Cellular component (GO): vacuolar proton-transporting V-type ATPase, V1 domain
Molecular function (GO): proton-transporting ATPase activity, rotational mechanism
Source: RefSeq, a predicted model, not a curated record